UGACAUCUUUUGCAAUCUAAGCUCUAGAUCUUUUGCAACUUAUAGACUGAGCCAUGUUCAACCCCAAGAAGUUCAUAGAGAUGGUGGGGAAGGGGCAGAAGGUAGCUGCCGUUGGCAGGAGAAGAAUUUCAUUUUCAGGAACUGAUGGUGAAGCAGAUUCAAGUGGGUGCACCACAUCGGUGGCCGAUAAGGGUCACUUCGUUUUCUAUAGCACAGACCGAAGGCGUUUUGUAGUCCCUUUGGCAUAUCUCAACAGCACCAUCUUCAAAGAGCUCUUUAGAAUGUCUGAAGAUAUAUUUGGGUUACCAUGUAAGGGGCCUAUCACAUUCCCAUGCGACGCAAUCUACAUGGAGUACAUUGUCUCGAUAAUCCAAAGAAGCGUGUCCCAAGAUAUAGAGAGGGCUUUGCUUGUUUCCAUAAGCCCCGAGCGGUGCUCAAGAUCUUCUGUAUGGCACGAAGGAAUGACCAAUCAAAAGAUAGAUCUUCAUUGCUUUUGAUGGAGCCAAACGACUAGUUCCACCAAAUUGUAGCCUCUUUCAGAAUUUUCAUG
Magnolia sinica is the source of this 550-nucleotide messenger RNA. RefSeq names its product auxin-responsive protein SAUR64-like. Gene Ontology annotation, biological process: response to auxin. The record is from RefSeq and is a predicted model, not a curated record. Lineage: Eukaryota; Viridiplantae; Streptophyta; Magnoliopsida; Magnoliales; Magnoliaceae. The coding region runs from base 54 to 497 and encodes 147 amino acids. The transcript has a single exon.